AUGGGGAUCGUGCAAUUUCCGCCACAGUGCAUGAAAGUCUCCCCAAAUGCGGAUCAAUCCAAGUAUUGCAGAUUCCAUAGGCAGGUGGGCCAUGAUACUGAUGAAUGCAACGUGUUAAAAUGCCAAAUUGAGGAACUCAUCCAGAGGGGCUAUUUCAGACAGUUCGUCAAACGGUCCGGCCAGCAACAAACUCCGCGCAAUCUACUAAAAAAUUUCCCUGUGAAUUGCACUAAGACACUGCCAGGACGAUCUGCAACCAACUAUACUCCGGUGAGUACAGCAAUUCCCUUCUCAAGAUGGGGAAUAGAUUUGGUGGGAGCCAUUCCCACGGGCUCGGGAAGUCGGAAGUAUAUUAUUGUGGCCAUUGACUACUUUACCAAAUGGGUGGAAGCUGAACCUCUAGGUAGUAUCACAGCAGCAAGAUGUAAGAAAUUCGUAGAGAAAAAUAUACUAUGCCGCUUCGGCAUCCCCAUUCAAAUAAUCACUGACAACGGAUGCCAAUUCGAAGCAAGGGAGUUUUCAGAAUUUUUGACGGAAUGGGGCAUCAAGUGCAGUCAGGUGGCGGUAUCAUACCCCAGGAAAAUGAUCAAGUAG
This is a messenger RNA of Ipomoea triloba (trilobed morning glory), 594 nucleotides long. RefSeq lists its product as uncharacterized. The transcript has a single exon. Gene Ontology annotation, molecular function: nucleic acid binding. NCBI's taxonomy places the organism in Eukaryota, Viridiplantae, Streptophyta, Magnoliopsida, Solanales, Convolvulaceae. The record is from RefSeq and is a predicted model, not a curated record. Bases 1 to 594 code for a protein of 197 amino acids. Gene Ontology annotation, biological process: DNA integration.